Molecule: messenger RNA, 4070 nt
Organism: Periophthalmus magnuspinnatus
Lineage: Eukaryota; Metazoa; Chordata; Actinopteri; Gobiiformes; Gobiidae
Gene: uba7
Product: ubiquitin-like modifier activating enzyme 7
Exons: 24
Coding region: 87-3113 (1008 amino acids)
Biological process (GO): protein sumoylation
Cellular component (GO): SUMO activating enzyme complex; cytoplasm
Molecular function (GO): SUMO activating enzyme activity
Source: RefSeq, a predicted model, not a curated record
AGAGAGUUUAUGGGUUUCGUAUCCGGCGAACUAGACGUUUUAGAAUAAUUCAAUACACACCCUGUUUGUAAAAAACACUGUAUAAAAUGGCAAAUAUUGAUGAAGGUUUCUACUCUCGACAACUGUAUGUCUUGGGACACGAGGCCAUGCGCCGCAUGGGCACUGCCAGUGUGCUCAUUGCGGGGAUGCGGGGUCUCGGAGUGGAGAUCGCCAAAAAUGUGAUUCUGUCCGGAGUCAAAUCUGUCACUAUCCAGGAUGAAGGAGUGACACAGUGGACUGACCUCUCUUCUCAAUUUUUCUUGAAUGAGUCCAGCAUUGGUCAGAACAGAGCCCUAUGUUCCCUGCAGCAGCUGAGGGCUCUGAACCCUCAUGUCCAAGUGAAGGAACACACCGGACCCCUGGGCCAAGAACUACUCCUGCAAUUUCAGGUGGUAGUCCUCACUGACUCCUCUUUGGAUGACCAGAAGAGAUUUGGAGACUUCUGUCAUUUAAAUGGGAUUCAUUUCAUUGUUGCAGACACCAAAGGACUCUGUGGUCAGUUGUUUUGUGAUUUUGGUGAGGCUUUUGAAGUGUUGGACCAGGACGGAGAGAUGCCUGAAUCUGUACUGAUCCAAAAAGUCUCACAGGGGAAUCCUGGAGUGGUGAUCUGCAGCGAUGAUCAGAGACAUGGGUUUACAGAUGGCUCUAAAGUUAUUUUCUCUGAAGUCCAGGGGAUGACUGAGCUCAACAGCCUUGGUCCUGUGCAAAUCAAAGAGAGAGGGUCUUGUUCCUUCAGUAUUUGUGACACUUCCUCCUUCUCGGAGUAUGAGCGUGGUGGGAUUGUGACAGAAGUGAAACAGCCCUGCACUAUUUAUUUUAAAUCGCUGAGCCAGACCCUGACGCUGGACUUAGAGCUACUGAUAACAAACGACUUUGGGAAAAUAGACAGGCAUAAGACGCUGCAUCUGGCCUUUCAAGCGCUGCACGGCUUUGUGGGAAAAGAAAAAAGACUGCCACGUCCCCAUUGUCAGUCAGAUGCAGACAUGAUUCUUGAUGCUGUGAGAAAAUUGAAUGAAGAUGUGAAACUAGAAAAACUGGAUGAAGUCGCAGUGAAGAAGUUUUCGUUCACUGCUCAGGGCAACUUGGCUCCACUCUGCGCUUUCAUCGGAGGACUGGCUGCUCAGGAAGUCAUAAAGGCUUGCAGUAGGAAGUUUACUCCUCUAAAACAGUGGUUUUAUUUUGAUGCACUGGAGAGUCUUCCUGAAGAUGACAACCAAGUAGAAGAAAGCUUGUUUUCAUUAAAAGGCACAAGAUAUGACGGACAAAUUGCAGUAUUUGGCUCAGAUUUCCAAGAGAAGUUGGAAAGGCAGAAGUACUUUCUGGUUGGAGCUGGGGCUAUUGGAUGUGAACUCCUGAAAAACUUUGCUCUGAUUGGACUGGGAGCAGGAGAGGGCCACAUCACUGUAACAGACAUGGAUCACAUUGAGAAGUCAAACUUGAAUCGACAGUUCCUGUUUAGAUCACAAGAUAUAGGAAAACCCAAAUCAGAGGUUGCAGCCCGGGCAGUGAAAGCCAUGAACCCACAGAUGAACAUCACAGCUCACCAGAACCGUUUGGCCACAGAGAGUGAGCAAGUUUAUGAUUACCACUUCUUCUCUGGACUGGAUGGGGCUGCUGCAGCUUUGGACAACGUGGAAGCCAGGGCCUACCUGGAUUCAUGUUGUGUGGUGCAUAAUAAGCCCAUGCUGGAGGGGGGCACUUUGGGAAGUAAAGGCCACACUUUGGUGGUGGUACCUCGUCUCACGGAGUCUUAUGGUCCUGCCAAGUCGAGCUCCAAGAACGAAAUCCCACUGUGCACCCUCAAAAACUUCCCUCAUCGCAUUGAGCACACACUACAGUGGGCCAGAGACCAGUUUGAGGGACUGUUUAAGCAGAGUCCUGAAAAUGUCAUGAUGUAUUUGAGAGAUGAGGACUUUAUAACUCGGACUCUUGGCCGUGGGGAGGUGGAGGCACUGCAGGUCUUCACAGAGGUGUGGAGCAGCCUGAUGGAGCUGUCUUCUGGAGGCAGACGUCCUGUACACUGGGAGGACUGUGUGCAGUGGGCCCGAGUCCAGUGGGAAACUCUGUUCAACAACGACAUCCGACAACUCCUGUACUGUUUCCCCCCUCAUGAGGUGACCAGUCAUGGCCUUCCCUUCUGGUCUGGAACCAAGAGAUGCCCUCAUCCACUCACCUUUGACCCCACCAAUGUGACACAUAUGGAUUAUAUAGUGGCUGCUGCUAACCUUUAUGGACAAACCUAUGGCAUCAGUGGUACAAGAGACCGAGCUUUAAUUAGUGAGAUCCUGGAGAGAGUGACUGUCCCUGAGUUCACACCUCAAAGUCUGAAGAUCCCAGUGACCGAUGAAGAGAUGGAGGAGAGAGAAAGUGACGAGGCUGAUAAAGAAAAACUAGAAGAGCUGAAACAGAAGCUGUCCUGUCCAUCCCUGAAAAGCUCCAUGAUAGAGAUGUUUCCUAUGGACUUUGAGAAGGACGAUGACAGUAACUUCCACAUGGACUACAUCACAGCUGCAUCUAACCUGCGAGCUGAAAACUACAACAUCCCUGCAGUGGACCGACUCGAGAGUAAGCGUAUUGCGGGCAGGAUCAUCCCGGCCAUCGCCACGACAACAGCUGCAGUGUCAGGCCUCAUGUGCCUGGAGCUGUACAAACUAGUGCAGGGACAUCAGAACAUCAGAUCCUACAGAACCGCAUUUGUCAACUUGGCUGUCAUGUACUUUGUCCUGUCCCUGCCGAGCCGAGCCAAGCCAUUCACAGUCGCAGGAAAGAGCUUCACUCUAUGGGACAACUUCCUGGUUGAGGGCCGGUGCAGCGGUGGACAGGAAAUGACCUUGGAACGACUCAUCCAGUUUGUCAAGGAAAAGUGUGAUCUGGAGGUGUGCAGUCUCUUCUAUGGAAGCUCUAUUAUUUACAAUGGCCAGAAGGACAGACUCCAGAAAACUGUGUCAGAGCUGAUAAAGAUGGUGACCAAAGCAGAGAUCCCUCCUUAUAAGAAGAUGCUGGAGCUGUUCCCAUCCUUCACUGAGGAUGAAAACUGUGAGGUGGUGCCCUGUAUACAAUACCUGCUGCUGUGAAAGAGCCACACAAACAAGUGUAGCAAAAUACAUGGGGCUGAAGCCAGUGUACAUAAUGCAAUGUCUUGCCGCCACUGGUAAUGUUUACACAGACUGUUUCAACUUUUUAAUAAUUAUAAUCUUAAAAAUCAUGUGGACUUCUUGUUUGAUUGUUAAAAUGUUGUGCUUAAUGCCAUAUCAAGGACUGUGAAAGUUAGUGUUUUUACAUUUGAUUUUGAAUUGUUUAUUUAUGUCCUUAAAAGCCAAUGAAACUCAAAGAUCUGCUACUAUAUGGGUUAAUGCUAUUUUAAAGGGGAAAAAACACUUCUUAUCACAAUUAUAUCUUAACUUAAUUGAUCUAUUAAAAUUGAUUGGGUCUUUUAAUGCUUAAAGAGAUGUGUCUAAAAUGACAUACGGUAUCUGGUUCUGUGUUCUUAAGUCUACAGAGAAAUCUGCUUUUUUUUUAAAAAUAGAAUAGAAGAGAUAGAUAGAUAGAUAGAUAGAUAGAUAGAUAGAUAGAUAGAUAGAUAGAUAGAUAGAUAGAUAGAUAGAUAGAUAGAUAGAUAGAUAGAUAGAUAGAUAGAUAGAUAGAUAGAUAGAUAGAUAGAUAGACAGACAGAAAACAAGAGCACAGUGGUUAUUUCUCAUUGGUGCUUGCUAUAGCUGUCUGAACACAGCUGUUUGAACUUAAUCCUUGUUCACAAAUGCAGCCCCUCCCUUCAUAUAAAUAUAGAGAUAGAGAUAUCAACACCACUUUCACCUGUUUGUACUUCUGUUCUUUUGCUGCCAAUACAAACUGUCUUCCACUCCAGCUGUUGCACUGGACACUUGCACUAGUACAAUUAUGUGUACUAUUUGGGGAUGCCAUUGUUUUGUAUGUGCAAAUGUCUGUAAUUAAAGGGUGUGGUUGUAACAUGCAUAUCAAUCUAUGUCUGUUUUAUUAUAACUAAAUGUGUAAUAAAGUAUAUGUCUGUAUUG